CUCUUUGACGUUGCCAAUUCUUUACUUCUUUCUUUCCAGUUACCUCGACUCCUCUGUUCGACAAGCUUCGGAGAUCGCAUCAUCCCUUGCUUCCUCUCUUUCUCGUCUGCUGGAUCCGGUGGAGUUCCCCUUCCCCUGACUCAUGGCGAGGCGUUACGACAGCAACCCCUUCGACGAGGAGGAGGACGUCAACCCUUUCUCAAAUUCAGCAAGUGUUCCUCCUGCAUUAAAUUCAAGGUUAACACCACUCUCUCCUGAACCUGCUGAUUUCUACAAUGACCGUGGUCUUGGUGCAACAAUUGAUAUUCCUAUGGAUACAACAAAGGAUCUCAAGAAAAGGGAGAGGGAACUGCAGGUCAAGGAAGAAGAGCUAAGUAGGAGGGAAAAAGAACUUAAACGUAGAGAAGAUGCUGCAGCACGAGCUGGUAUCACUAUCGAGGAAAAAAAUUGGCCACCAUUCUUUCCCAUUAUUCAUCAUGAUAUUGCAAAUGAGAUACCCAUCCACUUGCAUAGAUUGCAGUAUUUUGCGUUUGCAUCCUUGCUAGGUUUAACUGCAUGCCUAUUUUGGAAUAUUGUAGCUGUCACAGCAGCUUGGAUUAAGGGAGAAGGUGCCACAAUCUGGUUCCUUGCAAUCAUCUACUUCAUUUCAGGCGUACCUGGAGCUUAUGUAUUGUGGUAUAGACCUCUUUAUCGUGCUAUGAGGACUGAAAGUGCUUUGAACUUUGGUUGGUUUUUUCUAUUCUACCUGCUUCACAUAGGUUUUGUUAUUUACUCUGCCGUGGCUCCUCCGAUUAUUUUCAAGGGAAAAUCAUUGACAGGAAUUUUGCCAGCAAUCGAUAUAAUGGGUGACCAUGCCCUGGUUGGGAUCUUCUAUUUCAUUGGAUUUGGUAUGUUUUGCCUUGAAUCACUUCUCAGCGUCUGGGUCAUUCAGCAAGUAUACAUGUACUUCCGGGGCAGUGGGAAGGAAGCAGAGAUGAAAAGGGAGGUUGCACGAGGAGCUCUGAGAGCUGCAAUAUGAUUUAAAAGUCUUCCUUUCCAGGAUUUCGAUAGCAACUUCUUGUUUUUUUUUUCCCUUUUAAUUUUAAAAUGUUCGUGCAUAUUUCAUUGGGCUUGAGAUUAUUCUCUGGGGGUUGAUCUAGUGCGAGGGAAGCUGUGCUGUAUAACUUGGGGUUUCUCUUCCAAUCAUUGUUCGUUGUUUACUCA
Molecule: messenger RNA, 1203 nt
Organism: Zingiber officinale
Lineage: Eukaryota; Viridiplantae; Streptophyta; Magnoliopsida; Zingiberales; Zingiberaceae
Product: secretory carrier-associated membrane protein 2-like
Exons: 12
Coding region: 143-1018 (291 amino acids)
Biological process (GO): protein transport
Cellular component (GO): recycling endosome membrane; trans-Golgi network membrane
Source: RefSeq, a predicted model, not a curated record